AUGGCGCAGGUGGCAGAUGAGUCCAAGGCGAUGGCCUCAGAGGUAUUCCUCAGCAAAUACCGCAAGGUGAAAUCUAUUGGAAAAGGUAGCUUUGGUGAGGCAGUGCUAGUGCGGUCGAAAACGGAUGGAAAACGCUACGUAGUGAAGGCGAUUGAAUCGGCGUCAAUGACGGCAAAAGAAAAACGCGACGUACAGAACGAGAUCCGCAUUCUCUCAGCCGUAAACCACCCCAACAUCGUCCGCUACCACGAACACUUUGAGGAUGGAACCCUCAUUUUUAUUAUUAUGGAGUACGCCGAGGGUGGUGACUUGAAUUCGCGUAUCAAAGAAGCGAAGAAGAAUGACCCGCUAAAACCAUUUGAACCAAAGUUGGCGAUGUUUUGGUUCCUGCAAAUAUGUAUGGCGCUGAAGUAUCUGCACGACAACCAUAUUCUGCACCGUGACUUGAAGACGGCCAACAUAUUUUUGACGUCCAGAAAUGUUGUGAAGUUGGGUGACUUUGGAAUUUCAACCGUAUUGCAGAAUACAAUGGCGUGCGCAAAGACGGUGUGCGGCACACCGUACUACUUUUCUCCAGAGUUGUGCCAAAACAGGCCAUAUAACAAUAAAAGCGAUGUAUGGGCGCUGGGUGUUGUCUUCUAUGAGUUACUCACACUCCAACGACCCUUUAAUGCCAAGUCACUAAAAGAACUUUUGAAGAAAAUUCUUGUGGGCCAAUAUGAUCCCAUUCCAUCUACGGUCCCAGGAGAAUUGCGUGGGCUCUGUGCGGCACUGUUGCAGGUAAAUCCUGUUCAACGACCUAGCAUAAACCGAAUUUUAGAGAGUCCCUUUGUACAAGAGUCUCUGAGAGGCUUUAGUGUGGAUCUUGAGAGGCAGGCAGAGAAGGAUCGUGUCGAAUUUGAGCGAAGGCGCCCAGCUGUCCCCAAAAGUGUGCCGAAUCCAACUCCAGAUAGACCGAAAGAAGUGCCAAAGCCACCGCCAAUGAGUGAACGCGAACAGAUGGCUAUGCUGCGUGGAAUGAAUAGGGAGAGUAUGAAGGCAAUGCUUGCAAAGCAAGCGGCCGCGGAUUCAGGUAAUGUUGCAUCCGUGCCACAGGAGCCAGAAGUCGAGGGACAUUCGGACGUGGAUGACGAUGGAGAUUACAUUGAGCAAAAGAAGGCUAUUGUGCAGCAAACGAAAGAAAUUGUUGGCCACACACACUUGGGUGGGCACCCGGAGGAGUUCGGCGACGGACCUUCCACCAGCACCCCCCAGGUCGAUAUGAUUACAAUUUCCAACGGAAAAUCUGUGCCUGCGUCCUCCGUGCGUGGCAUACUGGAGGAGGAGAUGGGCGCCGAACUUCUGAAUAAGGCUGUGGAGCUUUACAAUCAGCGCAUGAUUGCGAGCGGGCUAUCCAAUGCAGAGAUACAGCAAGAGCUAAACGAGUUGGUUGGGCCGAAAUACGCACACCACUCCAACGCUAUUACUAAACUUUGCGUGCACGAAGGAAAAGAGAAGCUUUAG
This is a messenger RNA of Trypanosoma rangeli, 1503 nucleotides long. Its product is annotated as putative protein kinase. The coding region runs from base 1 to 1503 and encodes 500 amino acids. The record is from RefSeq and is a predicted model, not a curated record. Lineage: Eukaryota; Euglenozoa; Kinetoplastea; Trypanosomatida; Trypanosomatidae. Gene Ontology annotation, biological process: protein phosphorylation. The transcript has a single exon. Gene Ontology annotation, molecular function: protein kinase activity; ATP binding.